UUUAGUCCCAUGACAGAAAAAUUAAAGAAAAGAAAUGGAAACUGAAUCUAUUAGAAAUGCACAAAUAAUAAAAUUAUAUUAAGCACCCUACAAGUUGAGUAGCUAUAUAUACAUAUGUAAGUGAAAGGAAACUGAAGAAUUAAAGGUGAUCUCUCUUCGUUCACAAAUACAGAAGCAGUUAAGCAAACUCUCAAUAGAUCCACUGUUCUGAUAUUCUCCCUUUUCAUCAGUCAUAAUCAUGUCAAAGUCAAGAUUAGAAGGCAAGGUUGCUCUGAUCACCGGAGCAGCCAGCGGGAUCGGCGAGGAAACAGCAAAACUAUUCGCCAUAAACGGAGCCAUUGUAGUAAUUGCAGACAUCCAAGACGAAUUAGGCCAACAAGUGGUUAAAUCCAUUGGUACAAACAGAGCAAGUUACUUCCAUUGUGAUGUCAAAGAUGAAAAACAAGUAGAAGAUACCAUCAACUUCACUUUACAAAAAUAUGGAUCCUUAGACAUCCUUUUUAGCAAUGCGGGUAUAAUUGGCCCAUUAACUAGUAUCCUUGACUUGGAUCUAGCCCAAUUAGACACCACAUUUGCUACCAACGUUCGAGGAGUUGCAGCCACACUAAAACACGCGGGUCGAGCCAUGGUGUCAAGAAAGAUCCGUGGGUCUAUUAUUUGCACAGCAAGUGUGUCAGCUUGUCUUGGUGGUGUUGGCCCGAAUGCGUAUACUGCUUCCAAGCAUGCGGUUGUGGGGUUGGUUCGAGCAGCGAGUAGCGAACUAGGCGGGUAUGGGAUCCGUGUGAAUUGUAUAUCUCCAUUUGGGGUUGCUACCCCAUUGCCGUGUAAUGCAUAUAAUUUGGACCCGAGUGAGCUUGAAGCAAACAGUUGUGCAUUAGCUCACUUGAAGGGGAUUGUUUUGAAAGCAAAGCAUAUUGCUGAAGCUGCUCUUUUCUUUGCUUCUGAUGAAUCUGCCUUUAUUAAUGGUCAUAAUUUGGUGGUUGAUGGGGGAUUUACCGUUAGUAGUCAAACUCCUCCUACUUAAUCUAUUGAUGUAACAAUUCAACGUCAUAUGAUUCACUAAUUUUAUUGGAAACGCAAAUUGUGAUUGUCGGUUUAUUUGUAGGCUCUUUCACCAUUUUGAAUGAGUUGCGAAUACGAAAGCAAAUUAGGUAACAAAUUAUGUUAUGUUGAUCAAAUUUGGAAAAAAUUUAUACUUCUAGCUACUAUUGUUAUCUAUCAUCAAAUUCAUUAAACGUUUACUUUGAUCUUUUUGUUUU
Messenger RNA from Amaranthus tricolor (Joseph's coat), 1259 nucleotides. Its product is annotated as short-chain dehydrogenase reductase 3b-like. The coding region runs from base 239 to 1024 and encodes 261 amino acids. Lineage: Eukaryota; Viridiplantae; Streptophyta; Magnoliopsida; Caryophyllales; Amaranthaceae. The record is from RefSeq and is a predicted model, not a curated record. The transcript has 2 exons.